GAGCAGAGCACUGGCUUUGUCCUGGCAGAGCGGGGCUGCUCAGCCGUCAGGUCGCCAAGAGCCACGCUCAGCAUCCAGAAACGAGGUGCUCCUUUCAGAGUCGUGUCAGUGUCUCGUUCAGCAUUAUCCAUGUUUGGAACAACGGUCGGUCUUUAUGGGAUACCCUGGUGUAAGAAAUCCCUGCUGUUAACUGUCUUGAUGUCAGUUAUUGGAGCUUCCAUGGGAAUUCUAGACACAGGCGGCAAUGUACUGGCACUGAACACCUGGGGAGCAGAGGCUGGGCCACAUAUGCAGGCCUUGCACUUCAGUUUUGCUGUCGGUGCGUUUGUGGCUCCAAUCCUGGCUAAAAUGGCCUUGGGAGGCUCUGACUCUAAAGACCUUCCAGUAGCUGAAAAGACAAACCAGUCUGUCCUGAGGUCUGUGCCGACAGCAUCGGCUGCAUCAGCUGCGUCAGCACUGAAACACCAUCUUGGUGCAGAUUUUUUGUGGUCCUAUGUUGUCAUAGGGACCUAUCUUCUGUUUGUUUCUUUCUUCUUUUUUAUUUUGUAUUCAAAGGGCAGCUCAGCUCGAGACAAAUCAAAGGCUUGUCUGCAGAAAUGCAUGUUUGCCAAAUACCACUGUGCCCUUAUUAUUCUCCUGUUCGUAUUCUUCUUCUGCUACGUGGGAGCGGAGGUCACUUACGGCUCUUACAUAUUUACUUUCGCAAAGGUCUUUGCCGAGAUGAAAGAAAAUGAAGCAGCGGCUUUGAAUUCUGUCUUCUGGGGUGCGUUUGCCGCUUGCAGGGGAGUGGCAAUAUUCUGUGCUGCUUGCUUGUACCCUGGCACCAUGAUCCUGCUGAGUAUCACAGGCUCUGCCGUCUCCUCUUCCCUCUUGGCCUUCUUUGCGAGGUACCCAGCCUCCCUGUGGGUUGGAACCGCUGCCUACGGAGCGUCAAUGGCUACCAUCUUUCCCAGCGGCAUUUCCUGGGUAGAACAGUACACGGUCGUGCAAGGAAAAUCAGCUUCUCUGUUUGUGAUCGGCGCUGCGCUGGGCGAGAUGUGCAUCCCUGCCGUGGUGGGGUAUCUUCAAGGAAGGUUUCACCAUGUUCCUGUGGUUAUGUACACUGCCAUGGGGACUUCUGCAGCGACAGUUAUACUCUUCCCUCUGAUGUACAAAUUAGCCACCUCUCCCGGUGAGAGCGACUUGAAAGAAAUGAGCGAGAGCGAGGACCGGAAAGCUUUGUUGUCAAACUCAGGGCUUAAUGAGGAUGAAGAGGAUGAGGAGGAUGCGGGAGAGUGGAACGAAGCAGACUUUGAGGUCAUAGAAAUGAAUGACACGCUGAGAAACUCUGUGAUAGAGACCUCCCGUAAGAUACCCAGGGACUCUCCAGCCAAAGUCUCUCUCCAGCCCCAUCUGGACGCUGUAUUGCGCGAUUCUCCAGUGGUUGCUGGUGGCUCCCCUGGGAGAAAAAUCGUGAAUGUUGACCGGGAGAAGAAUGAUUAA
Molecule: messenger RNA, 1482 nt
Organism: Fulmarus glacialis (Northern fulmar)
Lineage: Eukaryota; Metazoa; Chordata; Aves; Procellariiformes; Procellariidae
Gene: SLC60A2
Product: KIAA1919 ortholog
Exons: 3
Source: RefSeq, a predicted model, not a curated record